CAGAAGGAGACGAUCCGUUUCCAUGGCUCGACAUUUUUAGACGUUCAAGAAGCCUCUCGGAUGAAGAGACCGACUCAGAUACUGAUCAAGCAUCCUUUGUGAGCACACGUGAACGGAUGAGCUGGAGUACGGAUCAGUUCUGGUCAGUUAUCGAGCGUCUUCGUCGGCUCUCCUUGGUGCAGAGCAUUGAAAAGAAGCCUAUAGUUUGGUUCUCUAUCCAUCCGGUGAUCAGGGACUGGCUCCAGUUACGAGAACGGAAGCGAUUGAAUCGAGAAAAGAUAUUACGAGAGGCUAUAACCCUUAUGAGUGUGGUUGUGGAAUCUUCUUUCGCAGAAGUCGCGCAUUCGUCUAGGAGACAAGAACUGCUGGCACAUCUGGAAUCUUGUCAGACCAGUUCACGGCAUAUCAAGCUUACCAAAGCGCUCGGAUGCGCAGAAAUGAGAAAGGAGACAAAUUCGUUUGGGAGAUUUUAUCAAAGCCAGGGAAAACAUGACAGAUCACAAGAGCUGUUUGGGGCACUAUUGAACGAAGACAGAAAUAGCCUUGAUGGAAGUGAUAAGAACCUAUUGCAAAGCCUGGUCAACCUGGCGUCGACGUUUUGGAAUCAAGGGCGGUUGAAAGAGGCCGAAGAGCUGUUUGUGCAAGUGAUGGAGACGAGAAAGAGGGUGCUUGGGGCGGAGCAUCCUUCCACGCUGACCAGCAUGAACAACCUGGCGUCGACGUACAGGAAUCAAGGGCGGUGGAAGGAGGCCGAAGAGCUGUUUGUGCAAGUGAUGGAGACGAGAAAGAGGGUGCUUGGGGCGGAUCAUCCAGACACGCUGACCAGCAUGGGUAAUCUGGCGUCGACGUACAGGAAUCAAGGGCGGUGGAAAGAGGCUGAAGAGCUGGAGGUGCAAGUGAUGGAGACGAGAAAGAAGGUGCUUGGGGCGGAUCAUCCAGACACGCUGACCAGCAUGGGUAAUCUGGCGUCGACGUGCAGGAAUCAAGGGCGGUGGAAAGAGGCCGAAGAGGUGGAGGUGCAAGUGAUGGAGACGAGAAAGAGGGUGCUUGGGGCGGAUCAUCCAGACACGCUGACCAGCAUGGGUAAUCUGGCGUCGACGUACAGGAAUCAAGGGCGGUGGAAAGAGGCCGAAGAGGUGGAGGUGCAAGUGAUAGAGACGAGAAAGAGGGUGCUUAGGGCGGAUCAUCCAGACACGCUGAUCAGCAUGGGUAAUCUGGCGUCGACGUUUUGGAAUCAAGGGCGGUGCAAAGAGGCCGAAGAGCUGUUUGUGCAAGUGAUGGAGACGUUCAAGAGGGUGCUUGGGGCGGAGCAUCCAGACACGCUGACCAGCAUGGGUAACCUGGCGUCGACGUUUUGGAAUCAAGGGCGGUGGAAAGAGGCCGAAGAGCUGUUUGUGCAAGUGAUGGAGACGAGAAAGAGGGUGUUUGGGGCGGAGCAUCCAGACACGCUGACCAGUAUGAGCAACCUGGCGUCGACUUACAGGAAUCAAGGGCGGUGGAAAGAGGCCGAAGAGCUGGAGGUGCAAGUGAUGGAGACGAGAAAGAGGGUGUUUGGGGCGGAGCAUCUAGAUACGCUAACCAGCAUGAGCAAACCUAGUAUCGACGUACAGGAAUCAAGGGCGGUGGAAAGAGGUCGAAGAGCUGGAGGUGUAAGUAAUGGAGACGAGAAGAGAGUACUUGGGGCGGAGCAUCUAGACGUGCUAACUAGCAUGGCCAACUUCGCGUUUCACGUUGAAGCCAGAAAGCCGUAGUAAAGAGGCCAUCUCACUAAUGGAAAAAUAGUUCUAGCUAUAGAAACAGGUUCUUGGCCUUAGUAUUCUUAGAGUCUUCACUCAAAGUUUUAAAAGAGUACCAGAUAGAAAACGUAGAAAUAAAAGUGGUUGCAGC
Zopfia rhizophila CBS 207.26 is the source of this 1887-nucleotide messenger RNA. The record is from the annotation of a GenBank genome assembly. NCBI's taxonomy places the organism in Eukaryota, Fungi, Ascomycota, Dothideomycetes, Zopfiaceae.